AUGCAAAGAACUUCUGAUUCGCGGAAGAAGUCUUUUAAGAAACCGCCGACAACAUCUCAAUCGAUACCUAUACUUCCAUCGAAUCCUAUAAUUCAGACACCUGAACAUCCAGGUUGUUGGCGUAUAAUUAAGAAUGAAAUGAACAUAUCUUCUUCGAGCCCAACAGAACAUCAAAAUCAACCAUCAAUAAACUAUUGUAAUAGUGUGUUUUUAAUAAAUCAUCAUAAUUAUACAAGAUUAUCUUUUCAAAAUUAUAAUAAACGAAUAGAACCGUUAAUGAUCAAGUAUGGUCUUAGACAAGAAUUAAAUCCUUUAGAAGAUGGUGAAAUCAAUGGAAGUGACAAUGAUGAAAAUGAAAAAGUUUCUAUAAAUGAAGAUAAAGAAACAACACACGCCACAACUUUAGUAAAAACAAUAAGAAAAAAAUUCGAUAAAAAACCAUUUUCUCGUGUUCAAUUUGAUAAUAAAUCACGAAUAACUAAGCGUAGACGAAGAACAAAUAAUAGAGCUGGAAAAAAUUAA
Messenger RNA from Rotaria socialis, 522 nucleotides. The record is from the annotation of a GenBank genome assembly. NCBI's taxonomy places the organism in Eukaryota, Metazoa, Rotifera, Eurotatoria, Philodinida, Philodinidae.